Molecule: messenger RNA, 3843 nt
Organism: Ochlerotatus camptorhynchus
Lineage: Eukaryota; Metazoa; Arthropoda; Insecta; Diptera; Culicidae
Gene: S
Product: Star
Exons: 5
Coding region: 1027-2724 (565 amino acids)
Source: RefSeq, a predicted model, not a curated record
UAGCACUUCUACUUCCGUCGAGUUAAGACGCGCGUUCGAAACCUUCGUCAUCGUUGUUGUCGUUGGUCCCGGUCGGUUGGUGUUUCUGAAGGGACCCCUUCACAUCUUGGUAGAACUCGAUGGUCUGCUGUUUUUUUUUUUCUGUUUCUUCUGUUCAGGGGGGAAACUCAAAUUUCGUCUGGAUUUCUUCGAAUUGAGUUUGCGUGAGGCUCGGUCGGUUAGCUCGCUGGAUUUGCAUGAUUGAAAGUGAUUUUUUUUUUUAUAUUCGGAUUUCUCACCAAAUUUUAUAAUUGGAAAACGGUAGGAAAGUGGCUCAGUGGCUGCAGCAACGUUCUUCCUUUUUGGGUCAUUGAAGAAAAGUGAAACACUUUGUAGGCGGGCGUGUAUGAAGUGGUGGUGGCUCACCGUUGUCUCGUCGGUUUAACCAAGGAGUUAAAAUUUGAUGGAAAUUUUCGAUUUAUCGAUAGACGUGCCAUGCAUUUGUGCAGCAGUAGCAGUCUAGGUGUGAGUCACGUAACGUUACAUAAGGUCUCCGUGGUUGUCGGAAAGUGAAUGGUUGUAGGUUGUAGAAUUCUACGUGUACUAUAGGUACCUAAGUGCGCGACGAUCGUUGAUCGAUUCAUUCAUUGAGAAGUUGGUCGAAAGACACCUACGUACUACGACACGCGGUGACGAGCACACGGACGACGACGGUGGUGAGUGCAGCUGAGUGGUUGUUAUUGAGAGAUCACACGAAUUACCAUCAGCAGAGCAAGGCAGCAACGUGUGAACGGAGCAGCAGAGGGCUGUUUACUUAUUGAGCAUCGCGUCUCGGGGAAGUACGACUAGUGAGAGUGAAACUGUUCGUUCGUUCGUUCGUUCGCGAGUGAUUUGUUUAUUAUUUCCAAAUACGUAUCGUAUCGUAAACAACGCAUUUUGAUUGCUGCAAUCUAACAGUAGCAGUUGUACACUGUAGCUGCCUAAGGAAAGGAGCAGAGAGAUCAAUCAACGAACUUUCGACGAAGCUACUUGAAAGCACCGAUCAAGAUGGGAAUCUUCAGCUUUUAUGGAAUGAGGAUAAAGGUCCCGAAGGAAAAGGACACAAUGACACAAGGAGGAGGCCAGCAACAGAGCGGCGGAACGCCGGAGGACGCAGCCCACCAGCAGAUUCCGAACAUUGCCGGAACGAUCCCGGACGCAAACCACAAGCAGCAACAUCAGCACCAUCAUCAUAUUCAUCAUCAUCAGCAGCAGCAGCAACAACACACACAGUACCUCAACGGUCACCUCCAUCAGCAUGCACAUCUACCUCAGCUGCAUCCGUAUUCGUCGUCGGUAACGGGCGGAAGUACGGGACUGUUGGCCAACAACGGUGGUGGUUCGGCGCCUUCAACGCUGACCAGUGGAGCCAAACUACCCGCCAAAACGUCCCCGAUUGGACCGUCUCCCUUCCGGCAGCUGCUUCCGGUGGCACUCUGCAUCAUCUCGUUCGCGACCGUGCUCAGCAUACUGAUCAUCUACAUGGACACGACAGAAAUUCGACACCAGCAGUUCCGGUUGAACAUGUCCCGCGACUACGACCUGAUGGGCGUUCCCCAGGAUAACCCCGCGCUGGUGAAAUACGUUCGGGACAUUCACAUGAAGAAGUACCCGAUGACCUUCAUGCGCAACGCCAACGUCCCAAUGGAGCAUCUGAACUUUACCAAUCGACACGAACUGACGCCGGAGAUGGCGCACUUCAUUUCCGACCUGUUGGGCAAGAAACGUUUCGGAACGUUCUUCCAAUCGCUAACCGGAAUCAGCGAUUCCAUGAUGACGGCACCGUGGUUAGCGGAAACCAUGAACUGGGGAGGCUACCUGGUGGAACCCGAUCCGCGAAAGUACUUUUCCCUCCGCAAACAGAACGCGUUCCGUCCCAACGUGCAAGUGAUUCAUGCCUGUCUAUCACCGAACACUUACCCCAAGGAGGUUACGCUCCACCACGAUGACGACAGCGAGGUGCGAAUCAACAGCGUGCUGGACGAAGAAACCGAGUGGUUCCACCCACGUGUCAAGUGCUUCCCGGUGUACACGCUGAUGUUGGCUGUGAACAGGACCUCGAUUGAUUUGCUCAGCCUCGGCUGUCAGGGACAGGAACUACAGAUCCUCCAAACCAUUCCGUUCGACCGGGUCCACGUCAAGGUCAUCUCCAUCCAUCUGGUGCACUACUACGAGGAGGACGAAAUGAUCAUCGACGUGGACGAAUAUGUGCAGAACAUCACCCGCUUCCUGCUGAGCAAGUCGUACAAAAUGGUCCACAGCUACGAUCGCAACUUCAUCUACCAGUACGUGAGCGUCAACAGUGGUCUCGGCGCCAGCAUCAGCCGGGUCAAUAGCGUGGUGGGUCCGAGCGAUGGUACCGUGUCCAGUUCGGGUGGCAGCGGUGAAGGAAGUACCAGCACGAGCAGCAGCAGCAGCAGCAGUAUUAGUAAUGUUAAGACCACUAGCAAUAAGAUUAGCAAUAGCGAGAAGGGUGAAGUGGUGCGGAAGAUGGUUACCACAGCUUCGCCGGCUUCCGUAUCCACAGUGAAGAUUGCCGUCGCUGCCGAGAUGCUGCUCGAAGGUGGUAUUGGCACUAGCAGCAGUAGCAUUGUUAGCUCGAUGGUAAACGUAGAACGCGGAGCGAUUGUGGAAGAAGACCUGGAAGAGGAACCGGAGCUGCAACAGCAAGGUUCCAGCUCGCCUCCGAUGGUCAGUUCGCUGUAGUUGGAGCAGCAGGUUGAGAAGUUUGACACGGAAAGCGUCCGCAGUUGCCUUGAUUGUAUGACUUCGAAUUCAAGAAUAAGUUAGUGCGUGCGCGAAUUAGGAUACGAUCUUUUACACGAAACACCGAAGCUACCGAUUCAUCAUUCCAGAAUGGUUUUUUGCUCUCUAUUUUUUCGUCGGUGUGAUGCGUGACGAUGUGGCUGGCGGUCGAUCAGUUUUGUUGUAUGUAGAUAGUGGAGGAAGUUUGGAGGAAAAAUAGGUAGCAUCUAGCCGAAGAAAUCCUAUCACCAAGAACGGGUUCACAUAAUAUGUUCUUUAACCUUACUGGGAGGUUUGUUUCAGUUUUGCAUUUCUUUCAACGCUCUCUGAACGGAAUUGAAACAUACCGAAACGAAUAGGAGAAAGAUUAUAUCGAAAUAUAUUCAUAUUUAUUGAAUUCUAGCAUUUAGGACAAAUAUCAUCUACUUAUUUUCAGAGACGUACAGUUUCGCAGUAACAUUUUAGAAGAUUUUCGAUUGGAGAAACAUGAUUGCUCAAAAAAAAACAAAACAGUUUGAAGAAGAAAGAUUUGAAUUCAUUGUUGGCAAAGGAAAAAUUUGAAUUGUGUUCGAUCAAAGUUUGCUCGAUACUGCCUUCUUUUGGGGCAAAUUUUAGUUUGAACUGAAAUAUCCAUCGUACGCAGAAAACGUACAAUUAUCAUGCAUUUUUGGUUAAGAUUUAGUAGUUAGAGAGCAACUUGAAAUUAAGUUGCUAAUUAGUAUUAUUACUCUGCGUCAAGUAUUGUAUUUUGUUCAAUUUCUUUUAAUGAAGCAAAAAAAAAGUGAAAUUGUAUCGAUUUUAAUCUCUUAUUUUAUCUUCUAAUUACAAAACGAUCCUAUCAUAAACCAUAACAAGAACAAGUGAGAAAACUGAAUUGCUGCGCGGGCAGAUAAUACAGAACCGUGAAUGUAGUUUUAUACAUUUAUCUACUUAAGCGAAACCGGCCCCCGGUUGCGUGGCAGUGAACGAACACAGAAACUGAUUAACUAUUAAGUACCUUUCAUUUUACUGUUGUUAAAAUUACACUGAUAGUAAAGGAAAUACGGCCUGAAGAAGGUUAAGUUUCACUUGAAGAAAUAA